AUGUUUUCCAUAAUUGGUUCGGUUGAUGAUUCUGCUGACAGUUCUGUCGAUGAUUCUGUUGAUGAUUCUGUUGAUGAUUCUGUUGAUUAUUUUGCUGAUGUCAACCGACAUAGCAUACAUCACACUGCAGAGCAAAUUAUUGGUCAUCCUUGA
Racocetra fulgida is the source of this 153-nucleotide messenger RNA. The record is from the annotation of a GenBank genome assembly. Lineage: Eukaryota; Fungi; Glomeromycota; Glomeromycetes; Diversisporales; Gigasporaceae.